AAAGGCAAAGCUCUCUGCUGCACAUCUUCAGUUCCGAGACUGAAGCUCCCUUUUGACUUUGCUUCAGUCUUCUCUUCUCUCUCCGCGGGCAGGCCACGAGAUUCCUCCGCGCCAGCCCUCAACUGAUCCCCAACUAACAAGCACCGAGAAAGCAACGGAAACCCAAACCCGGUAAAAGAUAAUCGCCAGGAAACAAGGAAGAAAAGAAGGGAGAGAGAGUUUGUGUGAGCGUGAGUGAGGUUCGUUCUUUCCUUUUCUUUUUAUAAAGAAAGAAAUCUCCAGCCUCGUUCUGUUCGUCUCCGGUCUCGAACUGCCCUCGAGAAACCACGGGCAAAGGCGGCGAGAGAGGAGGGAGGAAGAGGGGGCCGCGCGCCAUGGUGAGGAAGAACGGAUGGCAGCCUCCGGUACACACAUUCCAGAUCGUUGCAAUUUUUAUUUUCUUACUUCUGGUGGCUGCUUUUUACGCCUUCUUUGCACCAUUUUUGGGAACACAAAUCCUUAAGUAUGUCGCAAUUGGUAUCUACACUCCUGUGGCAAUUGCUGUCUUCGUCCUUUAUAUCCGGUGCACUACUAUAAACCCUGCAGAUCCUGGGAUCAUGUCAAAGUUUGACGAUGGUUAUGUCAAUGCACCAGAAAGUAAUGCUGGCUUGCAGGGCACAAAUUUGCCUGGGAAAACUGGCAUUGCUACUGGAACAAACUCCCCCACAUCUACUUGUAGGAGCUCUCAAAAUGUGCGUUCUAACCAAGGAGAUUUAGCGGCUGUAGAUACAAAUAUAAAUAUAAGUGUGCAACCACCAAGAAGAAGAUCAGGGUGCUACAUUGGAGGCUUCAUUUGUGCUUUGUUUAGUAAGGAGGAUUGCAGGAAGUCUGAUGAUUCAGAGAAUGAAGUUGAUGGAGAAGGUGCACUGUUCUGCACAUUAUGUAACGCUGAGGUUUGUCAAUUCAGCAAACAUUGCAGAAGUUGUGACAAGUGUGUGGAUGGAUUUGAUCAUCACUGUCGGUGGCUAAAUAACUGUGUUGGACGCAAAAACUAUUUCACAUUUAUUGCUCUGAUGACUACCAGUCUCCUCUGGCUUGCUAUUGAAGUUGGGAUGGGCAUUGCUGUUUUUGUUCUGUGCUUCAUCAACAAGAAUGCUGAAAAAAUUAUUCAUGACAAGAUUUAUGGAUUAUCUCGUCCUGCAUUUGCAGUUAUUGUGGGAAUAUCUACUCUUCUGUCUCUAGUUGCUUGCGGACCUUUAGGAGAGCUGUUCAUCUUCCACAUGCUAUUGAUCAGAAAGGGGAUCACAACUUAUGAAUAUGUUGUCGCAAUAAGAGCUAUGAGUGAAGUACCUCAAGAUGAGGAGGAAGAAGAGAGGGUAAACAUUAUUUAUUCCCCAACAAACUCAGCCACUACUGGAUUCAGCGCCGGAAGUUCUCUUGGUCUUCACUACAAGGGUGCAUGGUGCACACCUCCAAGGAUUUUCGUUGAUAAGCAAGACGAAGUUAUCCCACAUUUGGAGCGUGGCGUGAUACCAUCUACCAUCGACCCUGAUGCCACAGGACAUGCUGAAAGACCAAACAAAGCCAAGAAGCAAGUCAAAAUCAGUUCAUGGAAGCUUGCGAAGCUGGACGGCAAUGAGGCGAUGAAAGCUGCUGCAAGAGCUCGGGCAUCGUCCUCCGUCCUCCGACCCAGAGAUGCCCGCGGGGGCCAUGAUGCCGACCUUAGCUCCAGCGGCAACGGCAGUGUCAGGAGCAGCAUAAGUGCUGAUUACAGCGCAGCAAGGGAACAGAGGGGUGGCCUGAAACUGUUUUCUCUUCAGAACUCGUAUCCUCAGAGCCUCGCUAGCCACGAUGACUACGAGACUGGCACGCAGAGCGCCAGCAGUGUGGGCAGCCCGGUCCACAUCCACAAGCUUGCACCUCACACGCAGAUCAAUAUGCCAUCAUCCCGCCCACCUCCACCACCAGAGAGGCCAAUACCAAGGCCGCCUGUUCCUCCAACUAAGCAGGUCACCAACCCAAUGUUCCAGUCAGCGACGUCCUACGUUAGGGAGAACCGAAGAGCAUCAGUUGUUUGGGAUCAAGACGCCGGUCGGUACGUGUCGGUAGCACCCGCACCCGCAAGACCCAGGGGAGCUGAUGGCCGCGUUGCUGCUGAUCAACCGGCAAGAGCACCGCCUUUCUUGGAAAACCCAAGUGGUGAGCCAGGCAGCAACAACAACCGUGGCAGAAAUCUCACACCGAUGAAUGUAUCUUCUUCAGCAUUGCCAUCCGGACAGCCUUCUGAGUGGCUGACACACUCUGGACAAUCGAUAUUCUUCGGCGGGCCUGUUAUGAGCGCCGCUGUAGCUGGAUCUCAAAGGAAUGAAGCGGACACGAGAGCGCAGCCAGAUGACAGGAGGGAGCUCAAUGCUGAUCACCACGAUGCGAGGGGGGAGAGGGGGCGAACCACCCAGUCCUUCCCGUCGUUUGCUCCUGAGGCGUUUCAGAAGAACCCACCGUUCAACAGGUGAUGUCCACACCAUUAGCUGACAACAACUGUGCUGCUGCCUGUGUCAUGAUGAGUCGAUGACACGCCAAGAAGACUCUUACAGCUGCAAGCAGAUAAGAACCUUCAAGGACAUGUUUUCAGAAAAGAGUCUGAACUGAGCACAACAUUUUUCUUUCUCAGAGGACUGAGUGGAGAUGAAACAGAAAUCAGAAAGCAAAAGUAGAACAGCCAAUUGGCUUUGAUGUAAAUUGGUUGUCCUUUCACUGUUAGCAACGAUUUUUCUGGUGCUCGAUAGCUUGGUUUAACAGGAGUUGAAAACAUGAUAUGAUAUGAAAGUGGGAUUGUUUAA
Messenger RNA from Lolium rigidum, 2819 nucleotides. RefSeq names its product probable protein S-acyltransferase 19. Gene Ontology annotation, cellular component: Golgi apparatus; endoplasmic reticulum. The record is from RefSeq and is a predicted model, not a curated record. Gene Ontology annotation, molecular function: protein-cysteine S-palmitoyltransferase activity. NCBI's taxonomy places the organism in Eukaryota, Viridiplantae, Streptophyta, Magnoliopsida, Poales, Poaceae. The transcript is spliced from 9 exons. The coding region runs from base 375 to 2492 and encodes 705 amino acids. Gene Ontology annotation, biological process: protein targeting to membrane; peptidyl-L-cysteine S-palmitoylation.